Messenger RNA from Sphenostylis stenocarpa, 1293 nucleotides. The record is from the annotation of a GenBank genome assembly. Lineage: Eukaryota; Viridiplantae; Streptophyta; Magnoliopsida; Fabales; Fabaceae.
AUGUUAGACAAUAGUGGUUCUUCUGGUGCACCAUCUUCCUCUGAUGCCGCCUUUGCAUUAUCUGAAAAUGGGGUGGCUAACAAAAGGAAAAGAAGACCCGCAGGCACACCCGAUCCAGAUGCUGAGGUUGUGUCUCUCUCACCCACCACCUUGCUAGAAUCUGACAGAUAUGUGUGUGAGAUCUGCAACCAAGGGUUCCAGAGGGACCAGAAUCUUCAAAUGCACAGGAGAAGGCACAAGGUGCCAUGGAAAUUGCUCAAGAGGGAAACACAAGGGCAGAAGAAGAGGGUGUUUGUGUGUCCAGAACCAAGCUGUUUGCACCAUGACCCUUGCCAUGCCCUUGGGGAUCUUGUGGGCAUCAAGAAGCACUUCAGAAGGAAGCACAGCAAUCACAAGCAGUGGGUCUGUGACAAGUGCUCCAAGGGUUAUGCUGUUCAAUCUGAUUACAAGGCACAUAUCAAAACCUGUGGCACCCGGGGCCAUUCCUGUGACUGUGGCCGUGUCUUUUCCAGGGUUGAGAGUUUCAUAGAACACCAAGAUGCAUGCACGGUCCGGCAGCACAGGCCAGAGUUGCAAGCACUGCAACCUGCAUGCUCUUCUAGAACAGCUUCAAGCGCAAGUCCCUCUAGUGAGGCAAAUUUUUGCAUAGCCCCACCAUUGCAAGGACUUCCACUGCCAAAACCAGCUUCUGCUGAUCAACCAGCAACAGUUUUAUUAACUUCAGAGGUACACAAUAACAAGUCCACCACCUCUCGUAACUUGGAACUUCAGCUCUUACCUUCCUCAAUAAAUUCUCAAGAAAAACGAAACCCAAAGGAAAACUAUGGUUUGAAACUUUCAAUAGGCUCAUGUAGUAAUGGCAAAGGGGAUGAAGCAGAGAGAGUAUGUUCAGAAGCACAUGGGAGCCCACCUGAAAGGAAUAACAAUGUGAGUGACUAUGCCACAUCGGAAGUGGCGAGGUUGAAAGAGUUUGCAGGUGAGGAACUCAAGUUGGCCAUGGCAGAAAAGGCUUACGCAGAAGAGGCAAGGAAAGAGGCCAAACGUCAAAUAGAAAUAGCUGAACUUGAGUUUGAGAAUGCCAAAAGGAUAAGAAAACAAGCACAGUCUGAACUUGCAAAGGCUGAAGAGUUGAGAAAGCAAGCCAUUAAGAAGAUAAGUUCCACUGUUUUCGAAAUAACAUGCCAAAAUUGCAGGCAACAGUUUCAUUCUUCAGCUGUUGGGGUUCCAUCAGAAGAGACCUCCAUUGUGAUGAGUUACAUGUCUUCAGCCACCACAGAAGGAGAAGCAGAAUGA